UAUUUCGCGGAAGUGCAAGUUUUUGCAAGGCGUCUGCACGUGAGUUAGUGAGUGUGUGUGUCACAGUACUAGUGGCCCUUUCUUAAGAUCCAAGUGUCUUCGUUAUCAGGGUGUACAAGAUGGCUGAGGCUCCUCCAAGUAAAGCUACAGAUGCCGUCUUAGUGCAGAGCGAAGAAAUGCCGGCAGAUUCUGUUGUGGUGUCAGGUUAUGACUUCAGUAACGGAGUGGACUACCACGCUCUGCUGCAGACAUACCUCACCUCCGGCUUCCAGGCGACCAGCUUCGGCAGGGCUGUGGAGGAAAUCAACAGGAUGUUGGAGAAGAAAGCGGAGCCCCUGCCGGUGGACCCUGAGGAGGACCAGCCCGUGAACCUACACCCCAUGGGUCGCCCCAGGACUAACUGUACCAUCUUCCUGGGCUACACCUCUAACCUCAUCUCAUCUGGAGUCAGGGAAACGCUCCGCUUCCUCACCAAACACAACAUGGUAGACUGUAUAGUGGCUACAGCAGGAGGUAUAGAGGAAGACUUCAUCAAAUGUUUGGCACCAACUUAUCUUGGAGAGUUUCACUUAAAAGGGAAGGACCUUCGUGUGAAAGGUAUCAACAGAAUCGGUAACCUGCUAGUACCUAACGAUAACUACUGUAAGUUUGAAGACUGGAUCAUGCCCAUACUGGACCAGAUGUUACUGGAACAAAAAACACAGGGAACUGUCUGGACUCCCUCCAAGAUGGUCCACAGACUUGGAAAAGAGAUUGACAAUCCAGAUUCUGUGUAUUAUUGGUGUUACAAGAACAACAUCCCAGUGUUCAGCCCAGCCCUCACAGAUGGGUCUAUUGGGGACAUGAUAUAUUUCCACUCCUACAAGAACCCAGGUCUGGUGCUGGAUAUAGUAGAAGAUAUCCGUAGAAUCAACAACAUAGCUGUCCACUCUCAGCACACAGGGAUGAUCAUCCUGGGGGGAGGGCUGGUCAAGCACCACAUCAACAACGCCAACCUGAUGAGGAACGGUGCAGAGUAUGCUGUGUAUGUCAACACUGGACAGGAGUUUGAUGGGUCUGAUGCAGGGGCACGGCCUGAUGAGGCAGUGUCAUGGGGCAAAAUCAAGAUGACUGCCAACCCUGUCAAGGUGUAUGCUGAUGCAACACUUGUGUUUCCCCUACUGGUAGCUGAAACCUUUGCCAAGAACAUCAAGGCACCAACACCUACGUAGCUAACCAUGUAUAUAAGAGAAACAUGGUUUUCAAACUUAAGAGAAAUACAGUCAAACCAGCCCAAGAAGACCACAUCAG
Molecule: messenger RNA, 1290 nt
Organism: Branchiostoma belcheri (Belcher's lancelet)
Lineage: Eukaryota; Metazoa; Chordata; Leptocardii; Amphioxiformes; Branchiostomatidae
Product: deoxyhypusine synthase-like
Exons: 10
Coding region: 120-1211 (363 amino acids)
Biological process (GO): peptidyl-hypusine biosynthetic process
Cellular component (GO): cytoplasm
Molecular function (GO): deoxyhypusine synthase activity
Source: RefSeq, a predicted model, not a curated record